This is a messenger RNA of Williopsis jadinii, 816 nucleotides long. Its product is annotated as acetate uptake transporter family protein. Gene Ontology annotation, cellular component: plasma membrane. The transcript has a single exon. The record is from RefSeq and is a predicted model, not a curated record. Bases 1 to 816 code for a protein of 271 amino acids. Gene Ontology annotation, molecular function: acetate transmembrane transporter activity. NCBI's taxonomy places the organism in Eukaryota, Fungi, Ascomycota, Saccharomycetes, Phaffomycetales, Wickerhamomycetaceae.
AUGUCGGACAAGGAAAACCAAACACUAAACAACCCUCAGACACAGGAUUAUGCGUCGACUGGAGGUAAACCGGACGUCGAACACGGGGAGAUUCCCGUGUCGAAGGUGUACACCACAGGCGACCAGGAUGAGUACCUCAUGAUUGGCCACCAGAAGGUUCUGCGCUCCGAGCUUUGGACAGCAUUCGGUGGUGAUUUGCAGCCAGGUGUGCACGCCCCGCCACCACAGCGUUUGGCCAACCCUGCUCCGCUGGGGUUGUGCGGUUUCGCAUUGACAACGUUUGUGCUGUCCAUGGCGAAUGCGCGUGCGAUGGGUGUCACGAUCCCAAACGCAGCUGUUGGUGCUGCGUGCUUCUACGGUGGGUUGGUCCAGCUGCUCGCAGGUAUGUGGGAAAUCUCGUUAGAUAACACAUUUGGUGGCACAGCUUUAUCGUCGUAUGGUGGAUUCUGGAUGAGUUGGGCCGCGAUUCAGAUCGAUUGGUUCGGUAUCAAGAAAGCCUAUGACGAUCCAAUCAUGCUGGCCAACGCCGUCGGGUUCUUCCUCCUGGGCUGGACCAUAUUCACCUUCAUGCUCGUUCUCUGCACCGUGAAAUCAACGGUUGCCUUCUUCUCCCUGUUCUUCUUCUUGGAUAUCACUUUCCUACUGCUGACCAUUGGAGAGUUCACGCGUAAGACCGGUGUCUCAAGAGCCGGUGGUGUCUUUGGUGUCAUCACCUCCUUCAUCGCUUGGUAUAACGCAUUUGCAGGUUUGGCGACGAAGGAGAACAGUUAUGUCGUUGCUAUUCCACUUCCUUUGCCUGGUGCAAAGCGUUCUUGA